AGAGGAGGGGGAGAGUCAGCGAGUGAAAGUAGGCUUUUUCUGGCGAUAUUAGCUAAACAGUAACUCUAGUCCCCGGACUUAAACCAUAACACCUACAAAGUAGGAUUUCUAAUGUUUAUAAAGAAGAAUAAUAGACUUAGAGGGGUUUUAGUCGUCAGCUGUUCUGUUUCUAAGUUUUUUUCUCCCCCCUUUCCAAACUCCGAGGCUCCAUCUUGCCUUUUGAUUGACCGCAACAUAUAUGUUUUUUUUCUGGGUGCGGAAUUUUUCCCCCUGCUGGAAAGAAAUAAAGCAACAGUGGAAGGUUGGGAAAGAAAAAGGCACGGCGGAAAAUAAAAACAGCGGUGAAGGAGAAAGUAUCAUAACAGGAGCUUCGCGGGAAAAGUGGGGGGACAGGUUGGAAAAAGAGCAAGAAGAAACUGAGCAAGUGGGGAAGGAGACUUGCCUUAUACCUUUUGGAGUCCGUUCAUUUUCUUGACAGCGAGCUUCAAAUUAAAAGGGGGACCCACCAUGACAUCAGAAAUGCAGGAAAUUGCCAUCACAGAGGAGAAGCCUUUACUCACGGGUCAGGCUGAUGCUGCCAAGGACGUUGCUGAACUGGCUGCAAGGAUACUCCUCGAUCAAGGACAGGACCACAGCGUUGAGACCCCGCACGGCGUCCUGCGCGUGACCCUCCACGGGACGCGGACCACCCGCCGGCCCGCCAUCCUGACCUGCCAUGACGUGGGUCUGGACAGUAAGAGCUGCUUCUCUCCUCUGUUUAAAUUCGACGAGAUGCAGGAGAUCGUCAAGAACUUCACCCUGAUCCACAUCGACGCUCCGGGCCAAGAGGAGGGGGCCUCUGCCUACCCUCCAGGCUACCAGUACCCCUCCAUGGAGACCAUCGCCGAGAUGAUCCCUGCUGUGCUGCAGUUUUUCAACUUCCGUACCGUCAUUGGAGUGGGGGUGGGAGCAGGAGCGUACAUCCUCUCCAAGUUCACACUCACUAACCCAGACUCAGUAGAGGGCCUGGUUCUGAUUAACAUCGACACUAACGCUAAAGGAUGGAUGGACUGGGCCGCUCACAAGCUCAGUGCUGUAACUUCCUCCCUCCCAGAGCAGAUCCUAAGCCACCUUUUCAGUCAGGAGGAACUUUCAGCAAACACAGACUUGGUGCAGUCUCACAGAGAGCGGAUCUCCAAAGCUCCUAAUCUGGCCAACAUCGAGCUCUUCUGGAAGACGUACAACAGCCGCAGAGAUCUGAACCUGGACCGCAACUAUACCUUCAAGUGUCCAGUGAUGUUAGUAGUUGGGGAUCAAGCUCCGUACGAAGAUGCUGCUGUGGAGUGCAACAGCAAGCUGGACCCCACAUCAACUUCCUUCCUGAAGAUGGCCGACGCAGGCGGCCUCCCUCAGCUCACUCAGCCUGCUAAACUCACCGAGGCUUUCAAAUAUUUCAUCCAAGGAAUGGGUUAUAUGGCUUCCUCUUGCAUGACCCGCCUGUCCCGCUCCCGCACCACCUCGCUCUCCUCCUCCUACUCCAUGGACGGGUCCCGCUCUCGCUCGCGCACCCUGUCCCAGGGCUCGCAGGGGGGCCAGAUGCCGCCCAGCCCCUCCCAAACCAUGGAGGUCUCCUGCUGAAGAAGACUCCGCCCCCCUCCCACCACCUCACGACGGCGAGAGCAGAGAGCGACAAAGGAAAGAAGGGAAAGAGGUGACGCGUGAACGCAAAGAAAACGAGACGGCUUUCUCUAUCGGUCAAUACACGACUCCCACCAUCCCCCCCCUGCAAGGGCAGACAGAGAGAGAGAGGGCCUGUCCUCCAUGUUGGUCCAACACAAAUGCAGUCUUUCAGCUAGAAUAGAUUAAAAAGAACCAGGAAGGAGCUGCAGAACGGGAAGCAGUCCUCUCUCCCUCUGUCAGCCUGUAGACCCCUUUAACCUAGAUCCAGAGUGUGGCAUGUAGAAGCUGCACUCAUCACCUUUAACCCGUAGAAACGCGUCAGGAAGCAGAAUUGACGACGACGAUGAUGAUGCUGAAGCUAUUGAUGAUGUAAUAGGAAAAAAAACUGUAACACUUUUCUCUUUAUUACAUGAUUUUAAUAUUAUAUAGAAUAAAAAAAACUACUAUAGCAGAGAUACUUACUACAAUGUGUGUGUCCACUACUUUGACUGCUAGUUUCUAAUGUGUUUUUAUUUUAUUUUUUCUGAUUUGCAACCUGUCUCCACUGAUGGCUGAAGCAGUCAGCAAGAGACAUUCUAGCAACAUGUGCAUCUCAAAAAAAAAAAAGUUUAACAUAAUUAAAAAAUGAAUUUAUUUCAGUUUUGCUCAAAAACUGAAACUCGCGUAUUAUAUAUAUUGAGGCUUUAAAUUUCAGUGAUGUAUUUCAAGCCCUUAAUUCUGUUCGCGUUGAUGAUUGUGGCUUACAGUUGAUGAAAACACAAAAUUCUAUUUCUUAGAAAAUAAAAGCCAUUGAAAUAAAGAUUUUUUUAUAUAUAUAUAGAUGAAUAUUAGUUCAGUGUUCUGUAUGUACUGCUGCGGUGCACUUUAUUAUUAUUUUUUAGGAAUUACUUUAUGGAUAUCUCUGUGGAAAAACUGGGCAACUAUCAUGUCAGCAGCUGUCCACAUGAUUAGGUAUUUUAUCAUUUGGGUAAAAUCCAACUAUUCUGUAUUAAAAAUGUAUUUUUAUUGAUCUUAUGUUCAAGUUUUCUGAGGAACAUAAUUUUUGGGUUUUCAUUGACUGUAGGCCUUAAUCAACAGAAAUAACGAUUUGAAAUAUAUUACUAUAUAUGUAACGAGUCUGUAUGACUAGUUUCAGUUUUUGAAUUGAAUAACAGAAAUAAAUUAACUUUUUAAUGGCUUCCAGAUUUUAUUUUUUUGUUGUUGUUGAGAUAAACAUGUUUUUCCUCCUUGAUGUUGCCACGUUUUGUUUUUUGUUUUUUUUUGUCUUCCACUCAUCCCGUCCUCAAAGUUUUACUUUGUUCAUCUUUUUUUUUAAUGGGAUUUAAAGAGGUUGAAAGUUGUAAUUUUUUUUUAAUUUAUUCUCCUGAAUCUGCAUGCCUGGUCUCACCCCACGUGAAUACUGACUGGAUAUUUUUCUUUUAUGUUCUGCUAAUAACUUGUGUUUGUUUGUUUGUGUCGUUUUGAGUUUGGAGCGACAGUCUGAAGGACGUUCGUGGGUGGGGUGUUGUCUGCUUCAGCUAGAGCUUUAGGCGCUGUCGUCAACUCGAGUCGCACAUUUCUAAACUAGAGCUUCCAACCUUUCUGGCCGCGUGUCGAACCACCCGUGACGUCUGCCGAGGCCAGAAGGGAUCACUGUGUUCACCGUGUGGGUUGUGGUUCUUGUUUCUCUCGCUUUUUUUUUUUUUUUUUGCUUUUCUUAUCCUCCAUACCAAUUUUAUUCGGGAACUAGAGAUUGACGAAUUCCCUGUAGGAAAAAUCAACUGGACAGCCCUCCGUAUCCCCACGGGGAAACUGGAAGCAAAUCCGUCACGACUUGUAAGGUGGACUCAAUAUGGCCGCUCCUCGAAUCAAGCUUGGAAACGUGUUCAUUUUAGGAAACACACAGGUAAGACUGCGUCGCAGCUUAGAGAUGCGUGUGCGAACAAAUCAAAAGUGGUGUUUGAUUGUAGAGCGUAAAACUUAAAUGAAUGUUUGUAGUUAAUGCUAACGAUGUUUAUGGGCGUCGCCAUGUUGAAAUUCCAACUUCCUAACUCGAACGCUGUUACCUCUGGUCUGACGUCAAACCCAACACCGAGUUUCAACUUCGUAGGUCACCUGAACGCAGCAUUUCAUUACUUGUACGUGGAUAUCUCGAAAUAGACGCAACCGGCUUACUUGAGGCGGAAUAAAAACCACACUCCUCAGUAAUAGAAGCAGCUUUUAUUUAAGUUGGGCAGUUGCUUGUGUGUUUGCUUGUCGCGCGGAAGUGGAUAGGAAGUGUUAGCGUCCGGUUUGUAUAUUUAACUUAGCUAAGUAGGAGGACGAAAAUGGAAAGCAAGAGGAUGCUUUUUUCUCUCUCCUUUUUUAACAGAACAAAACCUCAGUUAAACAGCCCCCCCACUGCCAAAACAAGCCAAAUGAAAACCGCCUGAACCUUGAAUUGUCCUGUUACAGCUAGGAAGUAACAGCCAACUGCCAAAUUUCAGCGCCUCGUUUAUCUGGUGUCUCUGAUCUCCCUCUAAACUUUAAUAUUUCAACACAAAGCUGUCCACUGCCCCGUGCCAUGUUUCCAAUAGCCUGACUAUAUUUCUGAAAAAGAAAAAGAGCCUGUAUGUGGCUGCGGCCAUGAACGUUUUCACAUUUUUAAACCAUAAGAUUUGAAUGAGUCGGGUGGAGACGGCCUGUUUCGUGUUUGUGUGAUCCGGUUCUACUUAUCCAGCGCUUUUUAAAAAGAGGCCGAGCCGUGAUUGGUGAGCAUGACGGGGGAAAGUCCGUGGAAAGCUUUAAGAUGGAGGUUAUAAUGGCAGGAAGUGGAAACCAGAGAAAAAUGUAACAUGGAUUCAGGGUGUUGUUGGUUUUGAGGCAGGUUCUGAUUUCAGGAAAUCGAAAGGGUUUCAGGAGGAAAAGGUCCAGCGGUACUUCUUUCUAAAGAGUUGAGCAGGGAUGUGUGAUUGUAAAUGCUUGUCCAUGUUGUCUUCUGUCUGACUCUUAAUUUGUACUUCAAUCUGUUUUUUCCUCUUCUACGUCUUUUUUAUUUUAUUUUUUUUUAUCUGUGUGAAGUGUUAGUUUAAUGUCCCGACGUGCUCACAAGUUAGUUAACCGUGUGCUAGUUCUUGUGUAACUUUUUUAGCAUUAGCGCGUAUAAGGGAGAGUAAUAUAAUUAACAAUUAAAAGAUCAAAAGUAAAAAAACUACAAAAAAAUAACUGAAAUUUACUGGUGUGACUCAUUUCCCUGUGUAAUACAAUGAACAUCCUUAAAAAGCAAACUUAAAUAUCAAUAAAAGCUUAAAGAGGAA
Messenger RNA from Gambusia affinis (western mosquitofish), 4934 nucleotides. RefSeq names its product NDRG family member 2 (gene ndrg2). Gene Ontology annotation, cellular component: cytoplasm. Lineage: Eukaryota; Metazoa; Chordata; Actinopteri; Cyprinodontiformes; Poeciliidae. The record is from RefSeq and is a predicted model, not a curated record. The transcript has 16 exons. Bases 508 to 1617 code for a protein of 369 amino acids. Gene Ontology annotation, biological process: signal transduction.